This is a messenger RNA of Humulus lupulus (European hop), 762 nucleotides long. Its product is annotated as TOM1-like protein 3. Gene Ontology annotation, molecular function: phosphatidylinositol binding; ubiquitin binding. The transcript is spliced from 7 exons. NCBI's taxonomy places the organism in Eukaryota, Viridiplantae, Streptophyta, Magnoliopsida, Rosales, Cannabaceae. Gene Ontology annotation, biological process: protein transport to vacuole involved in ubiquitin-dependent protein catabolic process via the multivesicular body sorting pathway. Bases 53 to 568 code for a protein of 171 amino acids. The record is from RefSeq and is a predicted model, not a curated record.
UUGUGGUGAGAGUGUUUUCCAGCAGAUAGUUGAGCGUGAUAUCUUACAUGAAAUGGUUAAAAUAGUAAAGAAGAAGCCAGACUUGAAUGUGAGGCAAAAGAUACUAAUCCUAAUUGACACAUGGCAAGAAGCCUUCGGGGGACCUCAGGGGAGAUAUCCUCAAUACUAUGCAGCAUAUAAUGAACUGAAGGCUGCUGGAGUUGAAUUCCCACCUCGAGAAGAGAGCAGUGUACCAUUCUUUACUCCACCCCAGACCCAGCCAAUAAUUUCUCCUGUUACUGAAUACAAUGAUGCUGCUAUUGAGGCCUCUUUACAGUCUGAUGCUUCAGGCCUCAGUGGCUUCAUUGGAUUUCAAAUUGGAAGGAACUUUAUUUGCAGCAGUUUGCAAGAGGUACCUCUCUAUUAUGAUGGGAUUGGGGGCAUACGUUUGUCAUUAAAACUUUCUGACUCUAGCCAAACACCUAUAGAGAUUGGAUUGGAUCUGGAGAAAUUGUUGCAGAAGGUUAUUUUAUUUCAAGUGACCCAAAGGAUGAGGUUCACCAUGUUCCUCUUGGGCCUAGUGCUAUGAAAGUGGGGAUAGAUCUUGUGAGAAAGAAUGAUGCAUUUCUGUGGAGGCCUUCAACAAUUAUGUCUACUAUAGAAGAUGCUAUAGGUAGUAUAAUUGCAUGGCCAGCUGAUAAAGUUAUAAUUAGCUAAGAAAAUGGACUCACAACAAAGACAAGUGCACAAAGGAUGAUGAAUUGAAGGAUGGAGCAAGUUUCG